This is a messenger RNA of Desarmillaria tabescens, 681 nucleotides long. Its product is annotated as 2',3'-cyclic-nucleotide 3'-phosphodiesterase. The record is from RefSeq and is a predicted model, not a curated record. The transcript is spliced from 2 exons. The coding region runs from base 1 to 681 and encodes 226 amino acids. Lineage: Eukaryota; Fungi; Basidiomycota; Agaricomycetes; Agaricales; Physalacriaceae. Gene Ontology annotation, biological process: cyclic nucleotide metabolic process. Gene Ontology annotation, molecular function: 2',3'-cyclic-nucleotide 3'-phosphodiesterase activity.
AUGGAGCGGAGCUUCCCGGCACGGUGCGGCAUCGGUGCCACCGAUCACCUCCGAUCACCUCUCAUUUCUUUUCAUAACCGCAACUUGUCAGGGAUGGGUAUAACACUAUGGAUAGUACCACCUUCUGCAUGUGCAGCUAAACUAAGGCGUAUCAUGAACGUCCGCCCGGGACCGCCUGCCACAUCGAUAUCGUCUUCAUCCUAUCCGAGAUUCCACCCACAUAUAACCUUGCUAUCCCUUCCUGCGGAUUCCCCUAUUUCUGUCUCUGCCUUGAGAGAUGCUAUAUCCAGUAUCCAGCAGUCUCUUGACAUAACAUUCAAAUCAAUCGACAUCGGGACGCACUUCUUUCGAUCAGUUUAUAUUGCCGUGCAAUUGACGCCAGAGCUCACGGAAAUACACACGCACGUACACAAGAAGGUCGGCGUGGAACCAAGGACGCCAAAGUAUCCACAUGUGUCGUUGUGCUACAUCACAGACGAAGAUGCGCAGCAUGGAGAGAGGAGAGCUUUUUAUCAGGCAAUUGAAAGCAAGAUUCGAAAGGAGGGUGAUGGUGGGAGCCUUGACUGUGGGGAGCUCACCGAAGAAUGGAUCAGUGGAUUUGUAGCCAGUGAAAUUUGGAUCGCAGAAUGCAACGGUCCAAUUGAGGACUGGAAGAUUCUGGACAAAAUUCCAUUACACUGA